AUGGAAGAUAACCUCUUUCUGGGUAGGGUACCCCAGCGCAUGAUCGUGGGGAUCUUGGACAGCACGGCUUUCAAUGGGGCCAAGGAAAAGUACCCGUUUGCCUUCCAGAGCAAAGGGGUGACGUCCAUUCGACAGUUUAUCGAGGGGGAAGAGUACCCGUACGUCACCCUGGAAUUCGCCGGGAAUAAUACGCUGAAAGAUUGGGAAGGCCAUCGUCGCUUCUUGGACGCGGCCGGGUCCGUGGCCAAACAUCGCGAGUUUAUGGUCAAACCGGGCGAUUGGGGGCACAACAAGAAUUGCACCCUGUACAUGUGGAACAACGUGCCCAGCGGGGACGCCGAUGGCCCCAAACUCAAUCCCAAGCAGACCGGCAACGUGCGUCUGGAGAUCAAGUUCAGAGCGGCCCUCAACGCCAACAUCACCAUCUUGGUGUGGGGAGAAUUUGAAAGCGUCAUCUACAUCGAUCACCUGGGCGCCGUGACGUAUGAUAACAAAGUGUAAAGGGUUCCAGGGCGUAGUUGGACCAUGGAACUGGUGGCGUUGAGCGAUCGUCAAUUGAGAGCCUUGGCGCUCUCCGACCCCGAGUUGAAGCGCGUGUUCCAAGGCGUCUAUCCCUCCGAUCGAUUGCCCGAGCACCCGCCCAAGACCACCCGAGGCGCCUACAUCGUCAACACGGACCCGGCCGGCGAACCGGGCCAGCAUUGGUUGGGUCUCUGGACGAACCAGGGGGUGUGCGAAGUGAUGGACAGUUACGGGUUGCCGUUGACCGUCUACGAGGCGCCGGGAUUGCACGAAUGGAUCGCGAAGCAUUGUAAGUACGUGGUGCGUACCGACAGGACCCUGUAGGCCUACGACAGUCGGGCCUGUGGCCACUAUGCCUUUACCUACCUGCAAGACCGCGUGCGUGGACGGACCCUGCUGGAGUUUGUGGAAAGUUUUCGAGACGGCGAUUACGUGUGGAACGAUCAUCGCGUGGGGGAACGCGUGCUUGGAUCCAGUCCAAACUGGACGAAGCGGCCAUGGACGAACCCGAUGGACCGGAUACGCAACGCUGUGUCUCUCGACGUUGUUUAUUGCCUGUAUUAAACGAGUCUUAAGGAAAAAAACGUGUGUGUUUUUUGGGUGGGUCCCACAAGGGGGAGACGAUGACCAGGGACGGACAUAUAAAGGGGACGCGGACCAGGGAGGGAGUGGGUGCGGGGGGCCUCCGCGCGAGCGGUCGGUCCGAUUCCCCAAGGGUUCUCUCCCGGCCGGUGGUGGGCACGUCCGGUGUUCUCAACAAAUAGUGCUACCCUGGGACAAGUUGACCGAGUCUGGCCGCGGGGGUGCCCCGUACUCAACCAAGGGGCCCUUAGCUCAGGGGGUAGAGCGGCGGCUUUGCAAGCCGCGGGUCAUCGGUUCGAGUCCGAUAGGGUCCACGCCACGUCGUCGCGGGCGCUCCAUAAAAACCGGUGCGCUCGCGGCGACGUGCUGUUUUUUUUUGGGUGAGAAAAAUGUUGACGCGCCAAGAUAAGCGACGCGUCCUGGAAGCCUUGGACGAACGCCUGUUGAUGGAAAUGCUGCUGAACCCCGUCGACGCGUUGUGCGACACGUGGGACUAUGGACACUAUCGAACCUUUCGUCGAUUGGUCUGGGCCAGCGAUUGGUCAGGGUUGGCCCGGGCCUUGGACGCGUGCCCGGAGACCGCCGUGGUCGAGACCACGCGGACCCUGAUAAAAGAGGCCUCGCCGCGAUUGUACGCCAUGGUGACGCCAUGAUUCGUCAUCCCUGCAACACGCUGGUGGGCGGCCCGUCGGGGUGCGGGAAAUCGACGUGGACGCGCGGGUUGUUACGUCACGCCGACGAACUGAUGCACCCACCUCCUCGGGUGAAACAUUAUUGUUACGGGGCCUGGCAACCGGCCUUUGACGAGAUGAAGCAAGAGAAGGUGCAGUUUCACGAAGGACUGCCCACGUCGGAGGAGUUGGACCAAUGGCUCGGUCCCACGCAAGGGGGACUCUUGGUGUUGGACGAUCUCAUGGACGAAGGCGCCAACGACAAACGCGUGUUGGAUCUCUUUUCCAAGCACUCGCAUCAUCGGAACAUUAGCGUCCUGUUCUUAUGCCAGGAUCUCUUCCCGCCCGGGAAAUUCGCCAAGACCAUUUCGCGCAAUGCGCAUUACAUCGUGGCGUUCAAGAAUCCGCGGGAUCAAGUGGGCAUGCGCACGUUGACCCUGCAAGCCUUUCCCAACGACUGGUCGCACGUGAUGAACAUCUUUCGCGAAUGCACCCAACGCCCAUUUGGCUAUUUAAUGCUGGACCUGCAUCCCGCGUCAGACGAUCGGUACCGUCUCUUCACCAACGUGUUACCGGAGGAAGUACCGACCGAGACCUAUGAACGCCAAGCAUGA
This is a messenger RNA of Porites lobata, 2389 nucleotides long. The record is from the annotation of a GenBank genome assembly. NCBI's taxonomy places the organism in Eukaryota, Metazoa, Cnidaria, Anthozoa, Scleractinia, Poritidae.